UCGUCCCCUUCACUGAUGGAGAAUAUAAAAGCUCUGAGCUCUGACUCCUCUCUACUCUUUCUGACUCAGCAGCAUCACAGAGCUUCCUGCCACCAACAACAAGCAGACGACUUCAGAUCUCCAUCACAUCAUCACUUCAUCAUCACCAUGUCAACACAGAACACAAACUUCACAUCAAACUAUGAAGACAUCAUCUCCAGAAGUAUUCUGAUCCGUUCAGGAUCUCCUUCUGUCUACCAGCUGAAACCAAAGAAAGAGGAGAUUGGAUCUCUGACUAGAAUGACUGUUGGAGAAAGAAACAUGAACAAGACCAACAGAACCAUCUUACUGGUUGGAGAAUCAGGAUCAGGAAAAUCUACUCUGAUCAACUCUCUGGUCAACUACACCAUGGGAGUGAAGUUUGAGGAUAAAGUCUGGUUUCAGAUCGUAAAGGAGGAGAAAAUAAGUCAGUCAGAAAGUCAGACAUCAGAUGUGAUCGUGUACCAGAUCUUUGGUUUUGAAGGUGAAACUCUGCCCUACUCUCUGACCAUCAUCGAUACUCCUGGAUACAACAGCACUAAAGGGAUCAAAUGCGAUCUCAUCAUCAGUGAAAGAUUAUUUGACUUGUUUAGAUCAGAGGAUGGAGUUCAUGAAGUUAAUGCAGUGGGUCUGGUGAUAAAGGCCAGUGAUAAUCGACUCAGUGAUCGACUGAUGUACGUCUUAAAUUCAGUGGUUUCUCUGUUUGGAAAAGACCUGGAGAAAAACAUCAUAGCUCUCAUCACACACUCAGAUGGAAGAAAACCUAGAAAUGCUCUUGAAGCUCUUGAAGCUGCAAAAGUUAAAUGUGCAAAAAAUGAGAAGAAUCAACCUGUUCACUUCCUGUUUAACAACUGUCAGAGUGAAGACGGAACAGAGGAAGAAGAAGAAGAAAACCUCCAAAGUGCUGAUAAAAUAUCAGUGAGAGGAAUGACAGGAUUCACAACUUUUCUGGAAAAAAAUGAACCUCAGAAACUGGAGAAAACUGUGGAUGUUCUGAAAGAACAUAUCAGACUGACAGCCUGCAUCCAAAACCUGGAAGAGAGAAUCAACCUGACUGAACUGAAACAGAAUGAGAUCAAAUUGAUUCUAGAAAAGAUGAAGAAACAUAAAGAACAGAACGAGAAGAAUAAAAAGUUCACUCUAGAAGUUGAUGAGGUCUACAACGAAAAAGAACCUAUUGGUGGUGGGAUGAUGGGGUUGGUGUUUUAUAAAGGAGCUGUCUGUUGUACUGUCUGUGAGGAGAACUGUCACAAUCCUGGAUGCACAGAGGCCUGGAAACCUAAACACUGUGAGGUCAUGUACAAAGGCCACUGUACUGUUUGUACCAACAAGUGUCCUGUAUCAGCUCAUGUGAAGGAAAAGUGGAAAUAUGUGACCAAGACGAGGAGAGUUCAGAAAACUGAAGCAGAAAUGAAACAGAAGUUUAAGAAGAAUAAAUCAGAAAGUGAGAAGAAGUUGAGGCUUUUGGAAAAUCUUGAGAAAGAAAUGAACCAACUAACAUCAGAGAAGUCCCAGCUCCUGGAUGAGGCCUACCAACAUGUUGUCAGACUGGAGCAGAUCGCCCUGAAUGUUAAUUCAUUGUCCACUUAUGUCCACUUGGACUUCCUGAUUGACAAGAUGAAGGAUGGAGGAGACAGAGAGAAGGUCCAGAAACUGGAGGAGAUGAAAAACAGAGAGGAUGAAGGAACCAGAGCAGCAUUGAAAUACAUGAAGACUAAACAGGAUCUGGAAAAUAAUGUUGAAUCCACAGUACUGUAGAUGAUCAACAUGAUUGUGAUCUUUUAGCUGAUCUGAUCUUUAAACAUGAAUCAGUUGUUUGGUUGUGAUUGUGUUCAGUGUAAUAUCCAGUUGAUAUUUCCAAUCAGAAACAUGGUGGAGGAAGUAUUCAGAUCAUUGACUUCAGUCAAAGAACCAACACCAACAUAUUAGUAGUGUUAUCAGUUGUCAGUAAAAUGUAGUUCAUAUAUCAGCAGUAAAAGUAUUCCAUGAGGAAAAUGUUGUAUCAGUGUGAUAUGAUUGUGUCUCCUAUUCCUGGCUUGUUGUUGUCAUUCUAAUCAGUUUGUACAGAGGAUGUUACUCACACUGAACUCAGACACAGUGGAGAAAUCUUCUGCUGAGCUGGAGCUCCAUCCAACUUUCACACUUAAGUGUUUUUGAAGAGAACAGUCCUGAAAUCUAAUGUUCUUUGAUUUGAUUCAUACCUUGGACUCUUCAUGUGUUCAUGCUGGAAUGACUAGUUGGAAUAUUUCACAUGACUCAGUGGAAACAUUUGGAUCAUUUUAUGUUGUUUUGACUUUUUUAAUUCACUGUAUUCUGUUCUUCUCAUUCAAUCGUCUCCUGGUUGAAGCAGUUUUCUGUGAAUCUUGAAUAAAAUCUCUGCUUCAUUAAAAUAAAAAAAUAAAUAAAAGUCUAGGAAUUUUCACUUUACUAAAAUUUACUGAACUU
Molecule: messenger RNA, 2463 nt
Organism: Mugil cephalus (flathead mullet)
Lineage: Eukaryota; Metazoa; Chordata; Actinopteri; Mugiliformes; Mugilidae
Exons: 3
Coding region: 16-1776 (586 amino acids)
Molecular function (GO): GTP binding
Source: RefSeq, a predicted model, not a curated record